UCCUUUGCAAUGAAGUAGAAUGAACCACUGUAAAUGAAACGUUGCAUUGCUGAUGUCUUGGUAUAUUUUUUGUGUGACGUAAUGUUAUGCAUUACGUCAUCAAUUUGUAGAAGAAGCUUUACAGACCAUAUAGGCUAAACCUGUCCUACUGUAUUUGGAUUUUUUGAAAUGGAUCGACCAGAAAUUCGACUUGUUCUUCUCGGUAAAACUGGUAGUGGAAAGAGUGCCACUGGGAAUACAAUUGUAAAUGAAAAAGCAUUUAAGACGGGUUUUGGAGGCAGCUCAGUAACCAAAAAAUGCCAGUCUCAUACUGCCAACAGAUUCGGUAGAGAGGUCCUUGUUGUGGACACACCUGGCGUAUUUGAUACCGAUACGCCGAAUGAUAGCAUUAUGACGGAAUUGAACAAGUGCAUCUUGCUUUCUGCCCCUGGUCCCCAUGCGAUCAUUCUUGUAAUUAAUGUUCGAAACAGAAUCACAGGCGAAGAAAACGAAAACGUUGAAAAGUUUGUCAACCGAUUUGGAGAAAAUAUUUACAGGUAUUUCAUCGUUCUUUUCACUGGGAAAGAUGAUCUUAUCGACGAUGAAAAAAGUGAAGAAGAAUAUCUGAGAGAAGUUCCAGGAAACGUUCAGAAAAUCUUAAACCGUUGCAGAAACAGAUGCAUAUUUUUCAACAACAAAGCAACUGUACAACAGAAAAAUCAACAAGUUAGAUGUUUGCUAGAUAUGAUAGAUGAAAAUGUCUUAGCAAACAGAGGUACAUUCUUUCAGGAUGAAAAUUACAUGAUGGGAGAGAAGGUUAUAAAAAGGAUGAUACAAAAACGCAAGACAACAUAUUACUACAAGGACGCCACAGAAGCAUACCUUCGUAAAACGAUAAGAAAAGAUGUGGAGAAGGAGGAUUCUGAAACAGUGGAAACUUUAUUAAAAUUUGCAGCAGCAGUUGGAGCCAUUUCUCCUCUUGAUGCAUCGAUGUUGAAACUGAAAGUGUCAUGCUAUGAAAUGGAUCAACCAGAGAUUCGACUUGUUCUUCUCGGUAAAACUGGUAGUGGAAAGAGUGCCACUGGGAAUACAAUUGUAAAUGAAAAAGUAUUUAGAACGGGUCUUGGAGGCAGCUCUGUAACAAAAAAGUGCCAAUCUCAUACUGCGAACAGAUUCGGUAGAGAUGUCCUUGUUGUGGACACACCUGGGGCUUUUGAUACUGACGUACAUACUCUGCAUGGUGAUAAAAGCUUUAUGAAAGAACUGAGCAAGUGUAUUUUGAUUUCUGCCCCCGGUCCCCAUGCGAUUAUUCUUGUGAUAAAUGUUCGAAGCAGAUUCACAAUAGAAGAACACGAAACCGUAGAAAAGUUUGUUAGCCGCUUUGGAGAAAAAAUUUACAGGUAUUUCAUAGUUCUUUUUACUGGGAAAGAUGAGCUUAGCAGGAAUGAAACAAGUGAAGAAGAAUACCUGAGCGAAGUUCCAAAAAAUCUUAAGGAAAUCUUAAAGCGUUGCGGAUACAGGUGCAUAUUUUUCAACAACACGGCAACUUUACAAGAGGGAAAUCAACAAGUUAGAUGUUUGCUAGAUAUGAUAGAUAAAAAUGUCGCCGCAAACAGAGGUUCGUUCUUUGAGGAUAAAAUUUUAUACAAGGAGGGAGAGAAGGUUAUGAGCAGGAUGAUACAAAAACGCAAAACAAAAUGUAAUGACAAAGACGUCACAGAGGCAUACCUUCGUAAAACGAUAAGAAAAGACUUGGAGAACGAGGACCCUGAAACAACGCAAAGUUUAUUCUCAAUUGCAGCAUCAAUUGGGGCGAUUAUUCUGUUUGGUGCAUGGGUUUUGAAAUUAUUCAAGUAAAAGGAUAAAACCAUUAAAGUUUAAUUAUUAGUAUCUGAAGGUUGAGGCUUAACUCAAAUAAUUCAUUUUGUUAAAACAACAUGAAUAUAUGUAGAAUUUAUGUUUUUGUUCAUUAAUUAACAGUUGGUUACAAAAGUAAAAUAUUCUUGAACAUGUAAAAUGUUUAAAGGAAAAAUAACAGUAACACUAAAAUGUAGCAAUAGAUUUUUGUUGUUUUGGAGUAAAUGAAGCAAUAUAAAAUCCUGAAAUAUGAUAAAAUCGUAUGUUAUCUCCGGCAUAUUAUCAAUAUUAAAGGAUACUUUCAUUUA
This is a messenger RNA of Saccostrea cuccullata (small rock oyster), 2144 nucleotides long. Its product is annotated as GTPase IMAP family member 8-like. Lineage: Eukaryota; Metazoa; Mollusca; Bivalvia; Ostreida; Ostreidae. Bases 169 to 1836 code for a protein of 555 amino acids. The record is from RefSeq and is a predicted model, not a curated record. The transcript is spliced from 4 exons. Gene Ontology annotation, molecular function: GTP binding.